Messenger RNA from Lasiosphaeria miniovina, 3105 nucleotides. RefSeq lists its product as uncharacterized. NCBI's taxonomy places the organism in Eukaryota, Fungi, Ascomycota, Sordariomycetes, Sordariales, Lasiosphaeriaceae. Bases 1 to 3105 code for a protein of 1034 amino acids. The record is from RefSeq and is a predicted model, not a curated record. Gene Ontology annotation, molecular function: RNA cap binding. The transcript has 3 exons. Gene Ontology annotation, biological process: mRNA stabilization; positive regulation of translation. Gene Ontology annotation, cellular component: cytoplasmic stress granule; cytosol.
AUGUCGAGCACAACUUUUUCUUAUGCGCAAGCCGCAAAACGCCAGAUUGUUUCUCAGCCGAGUCCGCAAUUGACGUCGAGUACUGCCCCACCGUCGACCAGCUCGCAGGCCAAAGAUGACAUUCUGACCGCGAACACGUCCGUCACAGCUUCUUCAGUCACGUCAAACGAUGCCGAGGCACCUGACGGGGACAAGACUACGCAACCCGACGUCGAUGUGGCGUUAUCGAGACAGAACUCGGAGCUAGGCUCUCUCAGAGGAUCGGUCCCCCCUACGACAAUGGCAGUUGCUGAGCGCUUGACCAAAUCAGACAUGGCGGUGGAGUCGCUGGACCAUGCCGAGGACAAGAGCACCUCGUCAGCAAGCCGGACGUCCCGUACCAACGACAAUGUUUACGACAAGAAGGGCCGAAAGACCAAGAAGGGUCGAGGCAGUGACAGAGAUUCGCAGAGCGAGCAAGCUCUGGAGGACGAAAAGGAGAAGGAAAUCCCCAAACCGGUUCUUUCUGAGGCGCCUUUGCCUGCCGUCAACGUGUGGGCAAGGCGGAUAGAGGCCCAGCAAGCAGCAAAAGCCAAGCUCGCACCCGCAGCCGUACCUAGUGUUGGACCCGCCGUCGCUACGAACACUGAUACAAAGAAGCGCGACACCGCCGAAGAGGCGGACACUCACAGCAGUGUUUUGAACGGAGCGGUCAAUGGAGACAAGAUGUCGAGAAAGACGCCCGAGCUGCCCCGGCCCACAGAGCAAGCACAGCGCAGAGCCGCUCCCCGCGGAAGUCGUGCCAACGACAAGGACGAGAGGAGCUCUGUUGCUUUGCCCCCUGUAGCCGAUGCAUCCUUGUGGCCGGACCCGAAGUCUGCCGCCGCGACGACGGAUGAACUGUCUCGCAAGCCGCAAGAUAAGCCUGAGACCACUGAGAACCAUAGCCAGGAUGAUGCUGGCCAAGCAAAGAAGAAGACCUGGGUCAACCUCGAGAUUAUUCCGAAUGUCAUUUGGCAAACUCCGAUGCCGCCGCGCGGGACAAAGCCUCGAGGUGGUGCCCGUGGAGGCCGUGAGCAAGUUUCGGCAAGGCCCAACCAGGGCAGUGUCACCAGUCCCACCAGUGCCUCUACGCCCGGUCCUGUGAACGACAAGUCCACGCCCGCGGGCGUGUCUGUGGUGACCAAAGCUGCAGUGCCCCGCCCAAGGGAGGGAAGCAUUCCAGCGCGCGCGGCGUCCCAGGGUGCCCCCCCUCACGCCUCCAAGCGUGCAUCGAUCGAUGGCGCUUCAUCGAGAGAUCAGCGAAAGAUGUCUAUUGCAGCGAACACAGAGCAGGCCCGUGAAUAUGGCACUGAUUCUUCUUUUCCCGUCAAGAAGGGAACUGCAUCGCGAGAGAACCGACACGAUGUCGGACCCGUGAAUUCCGAGCCUGGGCAUGGUAUAUCACGGGCUCUGCAUCAAGACCGACCUAAUAACUUCCACCCGAGAGGUCUGGAAUUUGCCAAAGAGGGACCACAGUCCGCCAUUGGUGUUCAACAAUACCCGGUGCGCGAGGCUCGCUCUGAACGUGGCGGCCGUGGCGGAUACCGCGCCCGCGGUGGCCACAACGGCGCAACCGGACCUCACUCCGCAUCCUCAACGUAUGGCCCGAAUGGCCAGUAUUCUGCCCACUCUCCUUACCAGCCACGUCAAACCCCUGCUGCUCACAGCCCUCCGCCAUACUCUGGCCAGUUCCCGGUGUCUUUUGUGCCACAAGGUAGAGGAAGGGGCAACAAGUGGGCCACCUCGGGCCAGUCGUCCGGCCGGAAUGGCUCAACUGGAGGAGCAUUCCCCCCCAAACCUCAAGUCAACGAGUUCCCGGUCACACAAUACGCGCCGUACUCCUUUUACCACCCGUAUGACCAGACUCUCCUAGUAGCCAAAUCGCAGGUCGAGUACUACCUGUCCGUGGAAAAUCUCUGCAAAGAUUUCUACCUCCGAAAGCGCAUGGACGGCCAAGGUUUUGUACCCCUUAGCGUCAUCGCCGGAUUCAAGAGAAUGCAGUCACUGGCGAAGGACAGCUGGGCCGCUCUGGAUCUUAUCCGCGCCGCGUCCUCGUACUCGGAAGUUCUCGAAUAUGUCAUCGGUGAUGAUAACAUUGAGCGUCUCCGACUUCGCGAGAGAUGGAAUGCUUUUGUUCUGCCAGAGCAUGAGCGAGCUCGGGAAGCUCAAAACAACGGGCCCGCGAAUUUUGUGCCGGUCAAUAGACAGCAAGCGACGCCCCUGUCGGCGACGUAUUCAGGCCCUCUUAUGCCUCAGGCAUACCCUGCAACCCCGAGUUCUGUGCUGUAUUCCGGAUACCCCGAUGAACAGAUGUUCCAGACGCCCGACUACAUGAACGGAGCUCAAUUCGAGCCUGCCAUGAACGGCGGUGACGUCAAUGGACACCGAUAUGUUUCGGAGACUCAGUUGUCUGCAGGUGUCGCGGAAUGGUCGCCGCCGACUCUUGAGAGUCUGAGCAAUUUUACGGAUGCUCAGGUCGAGAAAUUGAUAAUGAUCUUGGACUACAACGAGAAGGAUGGUUCAGACUUCCCGGAAGCUGCUGGAGUGGCCGGCUAUGUCUCGGAUGGUCCUCAUCACGGGCUGAACGGUGUCUCUGCCAGCACUACGGAAGCUCCAGUCCUUAAUGGAGGGACACCUAAUGGAACUGCGAAUGCGCAGUCUUCCGCUCAGUCGACACAGACCGCCUUCGGGGUCGUUUGGAUAGAUGGACAGCAGGCAGAGAACACCACCAAGAACACAGAGCGUCAACCCUACACACAAAUUCGCCAAGCAGCUCUUGAUCAGCGCCGCAAUGCUGUACCCGGUGAGACGCCGAGGAAGAUGCAGAAGCUCUACGAAUUUUGGUCUCGGCUCCUACUCAAGGACUUCAAUGCGAAGAUUUAUGAGGAGUUCAAGGACCUCGCUCUCGCCGACGCUUCUGCUCCAGUUCCGACCAAGUACGGUCUGAAGUAUCUGAUCAAAUUUUACGACAACCUCCUCAAUGACGAUGCCCAAAAGCCUUGGCCUCAAGGCCAGGCUACCCCCGCCAUCCUCAAGGUACACUACAACGAGGCCCUGGGACGGGCGCAGGGGAUCUUGAAUUGA